UAGUCGGCCCCUUUCACUAAAACCAGGUGAGGAAUCUACUAACUGCCUUUCUUCUCCCGUCCACCCCUAGUGCGCUCGUCUCUCUCGGCGACGACUGGGCUACCGCCGCCGCCGCCAAACUUCGUCGGGCUCGCCGGCGACGAGCUCCCACCAGGAUCAGAGGAGGUGGUGAUGGCGAGAGGUGACAGCUGCCUGGCGCGCGUGGGUGCCGGAGUUGCCAUCGGUGGCGCGGUCGGCGGAGCCGUCGGUGCUUGCUAUGGAACUUUUGAGGCAUUCAGAUACAAGAUCCCUGGAUUGCUAAAGAUCAGAUACAUUGGACAAACCACUGUUGGCAGCGCUGCAAUUUUUGGUCUUUUCUUGGGUGCUGGGAGCUUGAUUCACUGUGGAAAAUCCUACUAGUUUGUUUCCCUCCUUUUUCUGAACACGACUUUGUCGAUGGGCUUCAGAGGAGGAUUCUUGAUUUUGAGUGCUACCCUGGGUGGCUUCAGUCAAAACUAUUCAAUGUCUGUACAAUUUAACAGCUAAUAGCUCAGGGUUGGAAAGAACAAUCAAGUUAUGCCCCAGUGUUGGUGUGGAUGGAAAUAUAAUCCAUGUUCAUCUGUACGAGAAUCGUCAAUUUCACAUAUAGCGUCUUAUGUUCUAAUAUGAUUUUGUUUGAAAAAUGUAAGGAUUUCUUAUGGUCAUCAAUAAUACUUUUCUUGCUAGAU
Molecule: messenger RNA, 707 nt
Organism: Sorghum bicolor (sorghum)
Lineage: Eukaryota; Viridiplantae; Streptophyta; Magnoliopsida; Poales; Poaceae
Product: reactive oxygen species modulator 1
Exons: 4
Coding region: 172-399 (75 amino acids)
Biological process (GO): protein import into mitochondrial matrix; protein insertion into mitochondrial inner membrane
Cellular component (GO): TIM23 mitochondrial import inner membrane translocase complex
Source: RefSeq, a predicted model, not a curated record